This is a messenger RNA of Gastrolobium bilobum, 4518 nucleotides long. RefSeq lists its product as uncharacterized. Gene Ontology annotation, cellular component: cytoplasm; plasma membrane. The record is from RefSeq and is a predicted model, not a curated record. NCBI's taxonomy places the organism in Eukaryota, Viridiplantae, Streptophyta, Magnoliopsida, Fabales, Fabaceae. Gene Ontology annotation, biological process: regulation of exocytosis. Gene Ontology annotation, molecular function: myosin II binding; syntaxin binding; GTPase activator activity.
AUGUUUGGUCGUAGCCCACCGAACCUUUUGGCCUACUGUCUUGGUGCUUCCACCAACGAAGUUGUUGCCGCUACUCUCACUGAGCGCAUGUCCCUCAUGCACACAUUAAAAGAAAAUUUGUUCAGAGCUCAACAAGUGAUGAAAGCUCAAGCUGAUAAAAAGAGAAAAGACUGGAACUUUACCUCAGGGGACUUAGUCCUUGUCCGUUUGCAACCGUACCGACAGCUGUCGGUUAACCGCCGGUCUUCGCAAAAGUUGGCGCUACGGUAUUACGGUCCCUUUGCAGUGGACGAACGUGUCGGGUCUGUGGCUUAUCGUCUUCAACUCCCAGCCACCGCACGGAUCCACCCUGUUUUCCACAUCUCCCUACUGCGACCCUUCAGAUCUGGCCGAACAUAUAAGGUUCACUCCUUUCCCACAUCUGUUUCUGACAACCCUCUGCAACACCAUCAUCUGGCCAUCGUCGGAUCCAGACACAUCUGGCGAAAGGGAGUUUUGGUACCUCAAGUGCUGGUGCAGUGGAAAGAUCUACCUCCAGAAGAUUCCACGUGGGAGGAUGAGACUGACUUGACCAUGCCAGGGACUCAUACACGAAACAAGGAACAGCAACCAGUCAGCCGGGGAUCCACAGCGUCUGCAGCUAAGGGGAACAACCAAACGACUCACCACCCCCACGACACAGAGAAAGAAGGGACUAAAGAAGAAGACCUGGGACGAGUAAUAGGGAAGACCGUCGCUUUGAAUGAGGUUAAUGGAAAGCAAACCACUCUCCUCGAAAACUCACUUAUGUCUGGGGACUUUAACUCAAGUGGCCAGUAUCUACCCCUUGAUUCGCUCCCUACUGCAACGGCUGUGAUGCAUCCUCAGGUGUCGGUGCAAUCUCAACCACACUUGCACGCAACUGGUUCCCAGUUGGCACCCAUUUUGCAUUCCCAACCAACGGCUAUUAAUCAGCCCACGUUGACUGCUCCUUCAACACCGUUGAUUGUGCGCAACAACUGUUUCCCUUCAACGUCUGUGGAAGACCACAAGUCUUUGGACCCUCUGGAAGCUUCACCCAUUUUACCUACCCAAGUUGCUGACACGUAUCCUAGACUUGAGGACAAGUCUAAUUUGGAUGGGUGGGGUGAUGUAACGGGCUCUAGGGCUGGUGAAGACCUUAAUAUAAAGAAGCCCAAUCGAGGAAGAGCAACUAAGUGUCCAGCAUAUUUGAAAGACUUUGAGCAUAACAACCAACUAGAAAAUAAAAAUCACAAUUGUGAAUUUUCCUGGCAGCCUGGUGGAAAUUCCUCAGAUGGAUUAAAAGCUAUUGAUGUAGAUCCACGCCUGAUAUUUCAUCAAGGGGUACCAUCGAGUGGUGCCAAGUUUGCCUAUGACAAGAUUCAGAACAUAUUGGCUCUUUCUACCAAGGAUGGACGGAUUAAACUAUUUGGAAAAGAUAAUGCCCAAGUCCUACUUGAAUCUAGUGAGUCAGUGCCUAGCAAGUUUUUAAAGUUCUUCCAUAACCAGGGCAUCCUUAUAAAUGUCACUCUCAAUAACCAUAUUGAGGUUUGGGACAUGGACAAGAAAGUGUUGGCCGAUGUGUACAUUGCUAAAGAAGAAAUCACUUGUCUUGCAAUCAUUCAACAUAGCCUCUUUAUGUAUGUUGGAGUUUCUAAUGGUAACAUUUCAGUUUUGAAGUUUGAUCAAGAACCAUGGCAUGUGGUACAUAUGAAAUACACCAUACCCCUCUUAGCUUCUUAUGGGAAUUCAAAUGAAGUGUCUGAUGACACUGUUGUGACACACAUAUUGCCUCAACCAGAAGCCGAAAGUAAGAGAGUUCUUAUAAUCUUUAGAAAUGGCCAAAUAACAUUAUGGGAUAUUCGAGAAAGCAAAUCCAUAGUCAGAACUGGUGGAAAUAUGUCACAACCACUGUAUAAUGAAACAAAGAAAGUGUCUUCUGCGUGUUGGGUGUGUCCUUUUGGAAGUAAGGUGGUUGUAGGGUACAACAAUGGAGAGCUCUUCAUUUGGAGCAUCCCUUCUCUAAACAUAGGAACUGGUUCAGCAUUUAAUUAUAGUAAUCAAAACACUCCUAUGUUCAAACUUAACUUAGGAUAUAAAUCAGACAAAACUUCCAUUGGAUCACUAAAAUGGAUUUAUUCUGAAGGAAAGGCUAGUCGACUAUAUGUCAUGGGAGCUUCGGACUACGCCCCUUCAAACUUGUUGCAGGUAGUGUUGUUGAAUGAGCAUACCGAAUCUCGAACUAUAAAGUUGGGACUUCAUUUAUCUGAAAGCUGUAUUGACAUGGAGAUCAUAUCAACCUCAAGAGAGCAAAGCAAGCAUAAACUAAAUUCUUUCCUUUUGCUUGGGAAAUCAGGCCAUUUAUAUGUGUAUGAUGAUAGUUUGAUUGAAAAGUAUCUACUGCAAUGCCAGUCUAAGUCCACUCCCUCACUGCCAAAGGAAGUGGUUGUGAAGUUACCACUGCUAGAUUCAAGCAUCACAACAGCAAAAUUCAUCUCCAACAAUCCCAAUGUGUUUAAUUCUAAAGAUGAAUAUUACAGUCAGCUGGUCAAAAAUAAUCCACCAGUUAUUCCCAUUGAAACAAAUCACAAAGAUGGGAUUAACUUGACUUCUGCCAGCUUCACUGGUUUUUCAAACGUUAAAAACUUGUACAUAACUGGACAUAGCAAUGGAGCCAUAACUUUUUGGGAUGCGUCAUGUCCCUUUUUCACCCCAAUUUUGCAAUUAAAGCAACAGAGUGAAAAUGAUUUUUCUUUAAGUGGUAUACCCUUGACGGAAUUAUAUUUCGACAGCAACUCUCCUCUCCUUGUUUCUGGUGACCAGAGUGGAAUGGUUCGCAUCUUUAGAUUCAAACCUGAACCAUAUGCCUCCAACAGCUUCAUGUCUCUUACUGGAGGAACAAAGAAAGCGACUGAUCAUAUAAUCCAGAGUGUAAAACUUGUAAAGACUAAUGGUGCUGUAACUUGUAUGAACAUAGAUUACAGCUCAAGGCAUCUAGCUGUUGGUUCUGACCAAGGAAAUGUUUCAGUUAUCAACAUGGAUGGCCCAUCUCUGCUAUACCAGAAACAUAUUGCAAGUGAAAUGUCUACCGGUAUCAUCUCUUUGAGGUUCAUAACCUGCAAGUUGUAUGGUUUUGAGAAAAACAUUUUAGCAGUUGGAACAAAGGACUCAUCUAUUCUGGCACUAGAUAAUGAAACUGGAAACACACUGAGUGCUGGAACCAUUCAUCCUAAGAAACCCUCUAAAGCUCUAUUUAUGCAGGUGUUGGGUAAGUGUCUGCACAGAUCAAUUAUAAAAAAUGGCUUAGACUUGAGAGAAGGGAAUCUAGUAGAGGAUGCAACAACAAAGCAAUUAAACAUUUUGCUGUGUUCUGAGAAGGCUUUGUAUGUCUAUUCUUUUGUGCACGCAGUACAGGGAGUCAAAAAGGUGCUUUACAAAAAGAAGUUUCAUUCUUCUACCUGUUGCUGGGCAUCAACAUUUUACUGCCCCUCUGAUAUUGGUCUCGUACUCCUUUUCACCAAUGGAAAAGUAGAAUUAAGGUCUUUGCCAGAGUUAUCUCGGAUAGUGGACACUUCAAUUAGAGGCUUCACUUACUCUCCUCCAAAAUUGAAGUCAUUUUCUGAAAGCCAGAUAUGUUGUUCAUCCAGAGGAGAUCUUGUUUUUGUUAAUGGUUACCAGGAAAUUUUUGUUGUCUCAUUGCUGGUCCAGAGGAAUAUUUUCAGGCUUUUGGACUCUGUUAGCUGCAUUUACACGAAGGAAAGGAUGCUAUUGCAAGAAGAGCUUGUUCCUGGCCCGGUCAUCCACAAGGAAAAGAAAAAGGUAUUUGAUCUUGUUUUUGGGUUCCAGGGUAUAUUCGGCUCCGUUAUCAAAGAUUUUAGUAGCAGUAAAGGAAAGCAUGCACCCCUCAUGGAAAAAGAUCCUAAAGAAAGAAUCCGAGAACUCUCAGCAAUGUUUUCAAAUGCAAAUUUUCCAUGUAAUGCUAACAAUAAUGAUAACUCGACCGUGGAUGCAAAUCAGCUUGAAUUAUAUAUUGAUGACAUUGAUCUAGAGGAUGAUGGAGAAAAACGCAAAGAGCAAAGCAUAUUGGGAGCUCAGAAGAAAUUGGCUGGCAAAUUUCAGGUUCUGAAAGGAAGAUUGAAAGAGAUGAAGGGUAACAACCAGAAACCAUCAGAUAAAGAAGAGCAAAAAGAUGAGAAAGCUGGUGCGCUUGAUCAAAUUAAGAAGAAAUAUGGAUUUUCUUCUUCCUCCAGUGAAACAGGCGUGGCUACAUUGGCAGAAAGCAAGCUGCAGGAAAACACAAGGAAAUUGCAGGGUAUCAAUCUACGUACUACAAAGAUGCAAGAUACAGCAAAAUCAUUUUCAUCAUUGGCAAAACAAGUGCUGCGAACAGCUGAGCAGGAUAGACGAAGUUGAUAAGAGCUAUAGCUAAUCUAUUACACUUAGGUCAUAAAUUGUUUUAUAUUUUAGUUGCAUAUAUAUUCUAAUAAUAUUUUGUGUAUGAUAGUUCAUUAGUUUGUC